Sander lucioperca (pikeperch) is the source of this 2578-nucleotide messenger RNA. RefSeq names its product tubulin polymerization-promoting protein family member 2 (gene tppp2). Gene Ontology annotation, biological process: microtubule polymerization; microtubule bundle formation; positive regulation of protein polymerization. Gene Ontology annotation, cellular component: microtubule. Lineage: Eukaryota; Metazoa; Chordata; Actinopteri; Perciformes; Percidae. The record is from RefSeq and is a predicted model, not a curated record. Bases 214 to 807 code for a protein of 197 amino acids. Gene Ontology annotation, molecular function: tubulin binding. The transcript is spliced from 4 exons.
GAGGCUGAGUGCCCAUGAUGUCAUUGAAUGUGCUGGUCGGUACUCUCUCCCUCCUCCCUCCCCCUUCCCUCUCUCCUCCUGCCUCUCUGCAUCUCUCCAUAUCUGUCGUCAUUGUGAGAAAGCCUGGGAGUGGCAGGAAGGAGGAGAGGCAGAGGAGAAAGAAGAAGAAGAAAAAGGAGGAGGAAGACGAAAACAAAGAGGUCAAACAGCUGUAUGCGAAUCAGGAUUUUCCUGAAUAUUACACAGCAUCUUUCCAUUUACGGCAGCAGUAUGGCUGAGGGCUCAGUGUCUGUAGCAGAGGUAGAGACCUCCUUCCAGAAGUUUGCAGUCCAUGGAGACACUAAGGCCAGAGGGAAGGAGAUGAACGGCAAGAACUUUGCUAAGCUUUGCAAGGACUGCAACAUUAUUGAUGGCAAGAACGUCACCACUACAGAUGUUGACAUAGUUUUCAGCAAAGUCAAGGCAAAGUCAGCUCGUGUCAUCACAUUUGAGCAGUUCAACCAGGCCCUGAUAGAGUUGGCUCCCAAACGUUUUAAAGGCAAAAGCAAAGAGGAAUCGCUUCAGCAGCUGUAUGGUCUCAUUGUUGGUAAGGAGCCUACCAACGUUGGAGUCACUAAAGUGGCAAAGGCAGCAGCAGUGGACCGACUGACUGAUACCACCAAGUACACUGGAGCGCACAAGGAGCGGUUUGACGAGUCAGGCAAAGGAAAAGGAAAAAUUGGGCGCGAGGAAAUCCCAGACAGCAGCGGCUAUGUGGGAGCUUACAAGGGCAGCGGCACUUAUGAUGAAAAAGUGAAAGAAACAUAAACGUAAUUCUGCUGAUUAUGAAACAUUUGAUUCAAUAACUUGAAUUAGGGGUGUUAAAAAAAUCAACAUAAAUUCAUUGGCUACUGUAUACAGUAUGUUUUGUGGGCCUAGCAUUAAUAACACUUGUUGGAUCCAUGAAAAAUCAAUGAAAAAAAAGGAUGAUUAAUUUAAAGAAACUAUUUCCUUAAAAUAAUCAAAAGAUAAUGACAAUACUUAGCUGCAGUUAGUUACAGAAGUACAGAAAUGUUUAAUGGGUCGUAGCAUGAACAACUGCUAUUGUUCUGUAUGUUUUUUUUAACAAUUUUACAGUGGCCAAAAGAUUAAACUGUACUUGAAACCAAGCAUGCUUUAUAGAAACUAACUCUGCUUUGUACUAUAGCUUAACACUGUGCCUUAGUUUAAUGUAGCAAGUAACGUGAAUGCUCUCAUAUACAGUAAUGUGUUGCUUUUGUCACGUACCUUGAUGUAAUGGAUGAUACUUUAGCUGGUUUCUAAGAAAGGUCACUGCGUCAGUUGUCAUCCCUUCACUUGCUAAGCGUAUCACUUUAUGGUUCAGUGCCUUUUGCUACAUGACCAAUCAGUGGCCAUUACAUGGCAUUUAUUCAUAUCAUUAAAUCAAAAAUAUAUUAACAAGAGAAAAAUAUAACAUGCAGUGGAGAACAGAAUAAUACUGUACUAAAGAAGUUAUAGUACAGAAUACAUCCUCUUUAUAACUCAUUUUUACUUACUGACAACAUCAUGCUGUUAUUUUUAAUAUAUACAUACAUAAUGUAUAUUCUUUUGCUACUUUAUUUAGUUUAAAGGUUAAAUCAAUUCAGAAUGUCACUUUUUUCUCAGAAUGAAGGACUGAAACAUGCAUUUUAAUAAAAGAAGUGAAUGUAAAAACCUAAAUCAAUAUCCAAAAAUGCACCAACAUAACAGUUUUACAUGGAUAAAUAUGAUAAUAUUAUACUUGCAGCAUUUUGCAUGCUGCAGUGUAGCAUCAUAAAGGAAGAAAAUGAAGAUGCUUUUGUUCAUAAUUUGACCAUGCAGUAGUUGGGGAAAUAUUGUAAGAGUUUUCAUUAUAAUCCUCUCAAAACCCAAUUUUAGACCCUGAUGUCAGCUUUAACAGACAGUGCUGUGUGGUAUCUAAGCAAUUGUAAAAUGUAAUCAGUGUGUUAUGUUAUUGUACACACUUGUCUGUUGCAGCCAUGCUACUUAUAAGACAUUAGAAGUGAAAUCUUAUUUUAAACUCACCAAACUCUUUGUGGAGCUCAAAGGUUACAUGAAAACAUAAACAAAAAAGGAGUGAAUUUACCGUAUCAGAAAAUAAAACAUUUCUCAAGCAUGUUUUGUCAUUAAGUAACUGUUAAAAUCAAUGAAAAAUUAACUCUCACCUAAGACCUGCUGAUUUCCAGAAAUAGCUGGGAUACAAUUUCAGAACAUAAAGGGCCCUUGUAGAACUAUAAACACUUAGCAUACACUUAUCCUUCUACCUGAACCCUCCUCGUAAUGUGACACUGAUGGCAUUUAUAGAGGAUUCAUAAGAACCAUUUUUAACAAUGUGCAUUAUGUUGUGCACAUGUUAAAAGAUAUCUCCUCCAUAUCUCACACUAUAUAGGCCUGAGCUGAUAUGCAUCACAUGGGUUUUGUGUGGAUAGUGCCACUGAAUUCCAUAAUAGCCUGCAUAUAUUCUCUGCAUUACUGGAUUCAUGAUUCACUAUGAUCACUGAUCACUAUAAUCACUCCCAAAACACAAUGAAGUAAUCCAAUAAAUGAAUGCCAUAUAGAA